This is a messenger RNA of Poeciliopsis prolifica (blackstripe livebearer), 3157 nucleotides long. RefSeq names its product gastrula zinc finger protein XlCGF57.1-like. Gene Ontology annotation, molecular function: DNA-binding transcription activator activity, RNA polymerase II-specific; RNA polymerase II cis-regulatory region sequence-specific DNA binding. The transcript is spliced from 2 exons. The record is from RefSeq and is a predicted model, not a curated record. The coding region runs from base 70 to 2019 and encodes 649 amino acids. Gene Ontology annotation, biological process: regulation of transcription by RNA polymerase II. Gene Ontology annotation, cellular component: nucleus. NCBI's taxonomy places the organism in Eukaryota, Metazoa, Chordata, Actinopteri, Cyprinodontiformes, Poeciliidae.
AGCGUUAGCUUUUCUUCUGCUUGCAGAAGAGACUUUGAUCCUCUGAAUAUGUGAGUGUUUGCAGUAGAAAUGUCUUCAGUCCGGCUUGAGCGAGAGUUUUUCAACGAGCAGCGAACUGCUGUUGAGGAAACAUUCACGGAGAUUAAAGAAAUCAUCGUUAAAGAGGAAGAGACGGACGAUCAGCACCGACUGCUGGAUUUCUCCCUUUUACACGGAAAAGAUGAUCUACAGGAUUAUGAUUGGAAAGAGGAGCAGCAGCAGCUCUGUAAGCAGGAGAGUGAUUCCAGUUUGGACCAGGAGGAACCAGAACCUCUGCAGAUUAAAGAAGAGUGCCAGGAACCAGUACUUUCGUGGAUUAAAGAGGAAGUAUUGGAGAUCUGCAUAGGUGAGCAUGGAGAGCAGCUUGAACUGAAGCAGGAGACUGAAGAUACAUUUUUGUUGACUCCUUCACACAAAGAAAAUUACCACAUUGAACUGGAACCAAUGAGAGACCAAAUAAUCUCUGAGGACUUAAAUGGUACUGAAAACCAGGAUCAAGAAGGAAACCAUCAGAAAGACUCAGGAUCAAAGCACUAUAAAGUGCCAAAACCAAAUAAGAGAUGUAAAACCAGGAAGCGUAAAAACUGUGCAAAUUCAAAACCAAAAAGACAUGGUAAUUUGUGUUCUUGUAAGUUAUGUGGUGAUUUCUUACCUCAAAAUAGUAACUUGGCUGAGCACUUGAAUUAUCACACAAGUGAGAAGCGUUUUCCAUGUGCAACAUGUGGAAAAAGUUAUAUAAACAAAGGACAUUUAACUGUUCACAUGAGAAUUCACACAGGUGAGAGACCUUUCAAAUGUCUGUCUUGUGAAAAAAGCUUCACUACAAAACCUUUUCUUGAGGCGCAUGUCAGAGUCCACACAGGUGAGAAGCCUUUCUCUUGCACCAUGUGUGGCAAAAGUUUUACUCAAAAAGGUAAUUUGACCACUCACAUGAGGCUUCACACAGAUGAAAGGCCUUUUUCCUGUGAUGCCUGUGAAAAGACUUUCAAAAGAAAAGAUUCCCUAAAUGAACACAUGAGGGUUCAUACAGGCAAGAAGCCAUUUGUGUGCAAGACAUGUGGAAAACACUUCAAUCGGCGAUAUCUGUUGAUGGUUCACACAAGAAUUCACACUGGUGAUAAGCCUUUCAAAUGUCUGUCCUGUGGAAAACACUUCACUACAAAACCUGGUCUUGAUGCACAUGUCAGAAUUCACACAGGUGAGAAGCCUUUCUCUUGUAUGAUUUGUGGCAAAGAUUUUACUGACAAAGGUCAUUUGACCAAUCACACAAAGUGUCACACAGAUGAAAGGCCUUUUCCUUGUAACACGUGUGGAAAAACAUUCAGAUCAAAACAUUCGUUGAAAGAACAUAUAAGAAUUCACACCGGUGAGAAGCCCUUUUUGUGUGUGACCUGUGGAAAAAGGUUUAAUCAAAAAAAUCAGUUAAAGGUUCACAUAAGAAGCCAUACAGGCGAGAAGCCAUUUCUGUGUGUGACCUGUGGAAAGGGAUUCAACCAAAAACACCAGCUAAUUGUUCACACAAGAAGCCAUACGGGUGAGAAGCCCUUUUUGUGCGUGAUCUGUGGGAAUGCAUUCAGCGACGGCAGUAGCUUAAAAGCUCACUUCUUGACGCACACAAAUGAGAAACCUUUCCAAUUUGUGACAUAUGGAAAAGGUUUGAUUCAUAAAAGUCAGUUAACGGUUAACAUGAGAACUCGCAAGGAAGAGAGGCUUUUCAAAUGUCUGUUCUGUGGAAAAAACUUCACAAGAAAAUCUGUGUUCGAUGAGCAUGUCAGAAUUCACACAGGUGAGAAGCCUUUCACUUGUAUGGUUUGUGGCAAGGGUUUUACUCAAAAAGGUAAUUUGACUUCUCACAUGGCACAUCACACUGAUGAAAGGCCUUUUUCCUGUAAUACGUGUGAAAAGACCUUCAAAAGAAAAGAUUCAUUAAAUAAACACAUGAGAGCUCACACAGAUGAGAAGCCACAAGAAUGUACAUAAGAGGCCUUUCAUGCUAGUAUGACUUGUGUAAAAAUGUCCAUGUGUCAUUUUAAUCUGUAAUCCAACAGUUAAUUUGAAAACAUGUAACUGAAAAAUGUAAUAUUGUAAACCUUGUAAAAAUGUCCAACAUCGCAAUUCGAAAAAUGUUUAAAUCUGUUUCCCUCAUUUGAUUUAAUGUUUAAAUUUUUGAGUUUUAUCAUUUGACUUGGCAAAAAGCCGUUUGAAUUAGAAUACAAAUUUAUUUAGAGAUGCUAAACUCCUCUAUAAGUUUGGACUUUCUACUUUUUAGUUUCUUUAAUGUGCAAAUUCAAUAACUAAUUUCAGUGCUGCUGCUUUUGAUUCUUCGGAUGUGUUCUGUAAAUUUGUGUUCUUUGUAUCUUUGUUUUCUGUUGUGAAUGUUGCUCCUUAAAUGAAUCGAAGAAUUAAAAAAUGCUUUGAUUUUUAAUAUGGUUUUCUAUGAAUGACAAAUAUCUUUGUUUUCUCACAUUUUCAGACAACCUAAAAUCUUUAUGUAUAUUUUCUAAUGGUAUUUUGUAAGAGUAUGUUUACAGAAUUUGAUCAGUUAUUAUUUUUGUGGUCAAUGUUUGGUCAAUUUAGUUGUUUACUCAAGAUAAAGUUUACUUAAACAAAUAAGUUUGAACAUGUUGGUUGGCUGUUGGUAAGAAAAUUGGAACAUUUCUUUAAAGAAACCUGAACACAGUAUGGAACAGAAAACAAACAUGUUUGGUGAGUUACUGGGGAUAGUAUGCUCCUUUUUCUAUUUGGAUGAUUAGUCACAUAUUUAUAUUUUGUGUGUAAAAUAUGUUGGAAGGUAGAAAAGGUGAAAAACGUUGUCCUUAAUUGUUGAAUUGAUGCGGAACAGAAAAGGUUAAGAGUAAAGUAAGAAUGUCAAAUAUACUGAAUCAUUUUACAAAAGUAAAUGUUUCAGUUAAGAAAACAGACACCUCCAGUGUUGCGUGGUUUUUCUCAGUUUGAGACAGGACAGCUUUUGGACAUUGCACCAAAUGAAAGACAACUUUCAGGGAAACUUUUGGCUCCACAUUGAACCUGAGAGUCGUUGAGGACAUUUCUGUUCACCUGCAACUGUGAUUUAUUUAUUUAUUUUUUUAUGCUUUGAAAAUAAAUCUGCGCAGCUGGA